AUGGACGACCUAGAUGCAUUGCUCGCGGACCUGCAAAGCACAAUACAGCAGACCAACAAAUUAAACAGUGGCGUCAACGGAGGAUACGGAAGUAUUAAUGGUGGGGUUCGCUCUCGAUUAGCUUCUGCUGGUUCACCGGUUGCACUAGCACCAGAAUAUGCCACGGUCCGAUCUCACAAGAUUGAAAGGUCAACUUCAAACCCUGCUGUUCGGCAAGAAUUAUCGCCAACACAACCUAGAAACGAAUUUAAAUCAUCAAAAAUGACAUCUUCAUUGAAUAAUAAUCUUUCGGAACUUGACACAUUACUUCAAGAUCUUAGCAAUUCACGCUAUGCUGAUAAAAAAUUAGUUAAUGGAGAUUCUUAUUCUAUUCCAACAAAAACAGUAAAUAUUCCAACACGCCCAUCAGUGGAUUCUCUUUUAGAUGAGUUGGACACAUCACUUUCUUCAAAAAGUAACAAUGGACAAUUGAUUUCAAAGAUGAUGAUGGAAGAAACCACUACCACAACUACUCGUACUGUCUGUCCAACUGCUUCAUCGGCUACUCGAGAAUUAGAUGAUUUAAUGGCUUCGCUAUCAGAUUUUAAAGUGUCCAGUCCGGUGCGGGCUAGCUACGCUACCGAAUCGGCAGACUCGGCGGCGCCACGUUUAGACUGCAUGCUCGGCAGCCUCACAGCCGAGAUGAACAGACAGGGCGUGAACACGACGCAGAAGGGAUGCUGCACUGCGUGCGACAAGGCCAUCGUCGGGCAGGUGAUCACGGCGUUGGGCAAAACCUGGCACCCGGAACACUUCACGUGCAACCACUGUUCCCAGGAGUUGGGCACGCGCAAUUUUUUCGAACGCGAAGGCCGGCCGUACUGCGAACCGGACUACCACAACCUGUUUUCGCCCAGAUGCGCGUACUGCAACGGACCCAUACUCGACAAAUGUGUGACGGCCCUGGAGAAGACCUGGCACACGGAACACUUUUUCUGCGCCCAGUGCGGAAAACAGUUCGGCGAGGAAGGAUUCCACGAGCGCGAAGGUCGCCCGUACUGCAAAGACGAUUACUUCGACAUGUUCGCUCCCAAGUGCGGUGGAUGCACUCGGCCCAUAAUGGAGAACUACGUGUCGGCCCUGUCCACUCAAUGGCAUUCCAGCUGCUUCGUCUGCCGGGAUUGCAAGCAGCCGGUCACUGGCAAAUCUUUUUACGCCAUCGAGGGAAAACCAGCGUGUGCGAAAUGCGUCGGUGUCGAUGAGGAGGAUUGA
Macrosiphum euphorbiae (potato aphid) is the source of this 1251-nucleotide messenger RNA. The record is from the annotation of a GenBank genome assembly. NCBI's taxonomy places the organism in Eukaryota, Metazoa, Arthropoda, Insecta, Hemiptera, Aphididae.